Molecule: messenger RNA, 612 nt
Organism: Beauveria bassiana ARSEF 2860
Lineage: Eukaryota; Fungi; Ascomycota; Sordariomycetes; Hypocreales; Cordycipitaceae
Exons: 1
Coding region: 1-612 (203 amino acids)
Source: RefSeq, a predicted model, not a curated record
AUGGCGCGUUUCGCCUAUGUUUUCGUGGCCAUGGCCGCCUUCUGCGGCUCGCCCCUCGCCCACGCCCUCACAAUUCCCGAUGAGCUCCCCGAUGGCGUCUACGAGGUCGACUGGCUGCCCGGUUUGAGGGAGGGCAUCGCCUCCAUCACCUACUUUGACAUUCCUCACGACGUCAACAUGACGGCUGUCGAGACCACCAGCAGGCUCCCGCUGCCGGUCAAGCAGCGCGACGUCAACUGCCUCCUCAAGGACAAGCGCGCCAAAAACAUCACCUGGGAGCUGACGCGCAGCGACGACCAGGCCAAGGCCAUGAACAUGCUGGGCAACUGGUGCGAGCUGGCGACGUUUGUGCAGAAGGACGCCAUGGUCUUUGCCGUCGUCAACGACAUGAUGUGGUACAUUUGCAACUGGGACAACAAGCACAACUUGCUUUCCUACCAGCAGCACUGCUCGAGGCGGGAGAUGGAGGCCGCCGCGGAGCGCAUGGACAAACAGUGCGGCAAGGACAAGCGCGCCCAGCUGAGCAUCGGGAUCUGGCAAAAGACCUAUGGCAGAAGCCAUCGCUUUGGUGACGUCUGCCACGGCAAGGACACAUGGAGCGAGCACAGCUAA